GAUGGCCAGUACUUCUCUGGGGCAUCGCCACGGCUGCCCGCAGACGCUCAGAACUUUCUCUUGCAGACCCCAGGCGCCCUUGUGCAGCAGAGCCAGGCACCAGUCCUUGGUGGUGAGCGCAGCAGCAACAGCAGCUGCGGAGCAGAAGAUCCGCAUCAAGCUCAAGGCUUACGAUGCUCAGCUGCUGCAGCAGUCAGUAGGCUUGAUAUCUGAUGCUGCAUCAUCCACAGGCGCACGCGUCAGUGGCCCUGUAUACCUGCCAACCAGGCGGCGCAUAUACUGUGUGCUGCGGUCGCCUCAUGUAAAUAAGGACUCUCGGGAGCACUUUGAGACGCGGACACACUCCCGCCUGGUGGACAUUCGCAACCUGACAGCACAGACCAUCGACGAGCUCAUGCAGCUGGACCUGCCUGCCGGCGUGGAUGUGGAAGUCAAGCUCUAGCUGCUUGCUGUUGCUUUGUACCAGGAGGAUUGGGGUGUCUCGUCUCAUGGCCCGAACUGCAGUCUGCGAACGUCAUGGGGCUCUAAGCUUGGAAACACAUGGGAGGAAGACACUUUUGAAGACAGCAGUUGAUAAGGAACCGCUGUCACAGCUGUGAGAGUCGAUAAAGGAAGCUUUGCUGUAAGACGUUGACGCUUGUAGAAAUACUGAGCUACUUUCAUAGGUAAAAUGAGAUGCUUGCCUCCUUUCCGGACAUUGCUUCUUGCUGCAUCAAUGAGAUCAUUUGUUUUGGAGGCAUUGAGCGCACCAGGUCUGUAAAAGUUGCUCAAUG
Molecule: messenger RNA, 773 nt
Organism: Coccomyxa subellipsoidea C-169
Lineage: Eukaryota; Viridiplantae; Chlorophyta; Trebouxiophyceae; Coccomyxaceae
Product: plastid ribosomal protein S10 small ribosomal subunit
Exons: 3
Biological process (GO): translation
Cellular component (GO): mitochondrion; small ribosomal subunit; ribosome
Molecular function (GO): structural constituent of ribosome; RNA binding
Source: RefSeq, a predicted model, not a curated record